This is a messenger RNA of Camelina sativa (false flax), 3337 nucleotides long. The record is from RefSeq and is a predicted model, not a curated record. Lineage: Eukaryota; Viridiplantae; Streptophyta; Magnoliopsida; Brassicales; Brassicaceae.
GGAGAGAGAGAGUUUUGAGAUUUGAGAUUGUCUCUCUCUUUACCUUUACUCUGUUGUUGAAAGUGAAGAAGCGAGCCCCCGACCGAUAUAAGAGAGAGAGAGAGUGUGUGUGUGUGGUUGAGUUGACGAAGGGAGAGGAUGAAGGAAGAGGAUGUGAGUUCGCAGAACGUAAACCCUAGGAGUAAUCGGAACAGUGUUGCCUCAGCUUCUGCUUCCGCCUCUGCUACUCCCGUUGAUAGGUUCCGACGUCGUGCUAGAUCGCCUUCUCCUCCUCUCACUGCUGCUGCUAGCUCUGCAGGUGCAUCAUCUCCUGCUGUUCUGGUUAACGCUGGCAGUGUGGACUGGUCAGGUCAUGGGCUAGCUAUAUCAGGUCGUUCCUGUAGAACUUGGGAUAGAGGAGAUUUACUUCGACGUCUUGCCACUUUCAAGCCUUCAAAUUGGCUUGGGAAGCCUAAAACAGCUAGUUCUUUGGCUUGUGCUCAGAAAGGUUGGGUUAGUGUUGAUUUGGACAAAAUUCAAUGUGAAUACUGUGGGUCUAAUCUACAUUACACUCCUCCACAAGAUUCGUCGAAUCAUCCUGAAGCUGAUAGCAUCCGAGAAGAAUUCUCCAACCAGCUUGAUGCUGCACAUGAGAGCUCUUGUCCAUGGGUAGGACAAAGUUGUGCAGAAAGCUUAGUUCAGUUUCCACCCACUCCUCCAUCAGCCUUGAUUGGAGGUUACAAGGAUCGUUGUGAUGGGCUCCUACAGUUCUAUUCUCUACCAAUUGUCUCGCAAUCUGCGAUUGACCAGAUGCGUGCUUCAAGACGACCACAAAUUGACCGCCUUUUGGCACAUCCUCAAGUCUAUGCCAAUGAUGAUCUCAGUUUUAGAAUGGAUAAUAUCUCAGCUGCAGAAACGUCCAAAGAAGUGGCUCUUAGUAAUUACUAUCGCGCUCAAAAGCUGAUAAGCCUUUGCGGAUGGGAGCCUAGAUGGCUUCCAAAUAUCCAAGAUUGUGAAGAACAUUCGGCCCAGUCAGCUAGAAAUGGGUGCCCUUCUGGCGCAGCUAGAAAUCAAAGUCGUCUACAAGAUCCUGGUCCAAGCAGGAAACAAUUUUCGGCUUCAUCCCGAAAAGCCUCUGGAAAUUAUGAAGUUUUGGGUCCAGAAUAUAAAUCGGAAUCCAGAUUACCCCUACUGGAUUGUAGUUUAUGUGGUGUAACCAUCAGGAUUUGGGAUUUCAUGACCACUUCUCGGCCGGUUCCGUUUUCCGCUAUAAAUGCCACUCUUCCUGAAACGAGCAAGAAAAUGGGAGUGACACGUGGCACUAGUGCAACAAGUGGGAUAAAUGGAUGGUUUGCUAAUGAGGGCAUGGAACAGCAGCAAAAUGAAGAUGUUGACGAGGCUGAAACUUCAGUUAAGAGAAGAUUAGUAUCAAAUGUAGGUCUGAACUUAUAUCAAACUGCAGCUGGUGCAUCAUCCUCUGCACAACUGAACAUGUCCGUGACCCGCGAUAAUUACCAAUUUAGUGAUAGAGGAAAGGAAGUGUUGUGGAGGCAGCCUUCAGGAAGUGAGGUUGGUGAUCGUGCUGCUUCAUAUGAAUCACGAGGGCCUAGUACUCGUAAACGGAGUCUGGAUGAUGGUGGAAGCACGGUUGAUAGGCCUUAUCUACGGAUACAACAUGCAGACAGUGUUGAAGGGACUGUUGUUGACCGUGACGGUGAUGAGGUUAAUGAUGAUUCAGCAGGGCCUUCAAAGCGUACCCGAGGCUCUUAUGUGCAUGAAGCUUAUCCUCCCUUGUAUGGGCGAGACUUAUCAGUAGGGGGGCCAAGUCACUCACUGGAUACUGAAAACGAGAGGGAAGUAAAUAGAAGUGACCCAUUUAGUGAAGGAAAUGAACAAGCUAUGGCUUUCCCAGGUACUAGAGACUCCACGCGGGCUUCCUCUGUCAUUGCAAUGGAUACAAUUUGCCACAGUGCCAAUGAUGAUUCUAUGGAAAGUGUGGAAAACCAUCCAGCGGACUUUGAUGAUAUAAAUUAUCCCUCUGUGGCGACAGCUCAAAGUGCGGACUUCAAUGAUCCUUCGGAACUGAAUUUCAGCAAUCAAGCUCAGCAGAGUGCUUGCUUCCAACCAGCUCCUGCUCGGUUUAAUGCUGAACCAGGCAUUAGCAGCAUAAAUGACGGUGAGGAAGUACUGAACACAGAGACUGUCACUGCCCAGGGAAGGGAUGGACCAAGUUUAGGUGUCAGUGGGGGUAGUGUCGGAAUGGGUGCAAGUCACGAGGCAGAAAUCCACGGAGCUGAUGUUUCAGUCCAUAGGGGAGAUAGCGUUGUUGGAGACAUGGAACCAGUUGCAGAGGUCAUAGAGAAUCUAGGACAAAGCGGUGAAUUUGCACCAGAGCAAGGCCUUACUGAUGAUUUUGUUCCUGAAGAAAUGGAUCGAGAAGGUAGGCUUGGGGAUAGUCAAGAUAGGGUGUCUCAAUCAAUUGUAAGGGCGGACAGUGGCUCUAAAAUUGUUGAUUCAUUGAAGGCUGAAUCUGUUGAAAGUGGUGAAAAGAUGAGUAACAUAAAUGUGUUGAUCACCGACGACAGUGUUCAUCCAUCUUUGUCUUGCAAUGCGAUCAUGUGUUCUGGUUACGAAGCAUCAAAAGAGGAAGUGACCCAGACGUGGGAGUCCCCGCUCAAUGCUGGCUUUGCCCUCCCCGGAUCAAGUUACACUGCGAAUGACCAAGGGCCUCCAAACGGAGACAGCAAUGAUGAAAUUGUGGAAUUUGAUCCAAUAAAGUAUCAUAACUGUUACUGCCCUUGGGUUAAUGAAAAUGUGGCUGCUGCUGGAUGUAGCAGCAACAGUUCGGGUUCUUCGGGUUUUGCUGAGGCGGUGUGUGGGUGGCAACUAACUCUUGAUGCCCUUGAUUCGUUCCAGUCGCUUGAAAAUCCUCAAAACCAGACAAUGGAAUCAGAAUCAGCUGCAUCUCUGUGCAAGGAUGAUCACCGAACUCCUUCCCAGAAGCUCUUGAAACGCCAAUCUUUUAUCAGCAGCCAUGGGAAAAAGUAAGAUUAUUUUUACUUGCGAAUAAAAACAAAAAAGGUACAAUUGCAAAUUUUCUUGAUUUCAGACAGAAAUCGAUAUAUAUGGGUGUAGUGAAGCAUAUAAGCUUGCACAACACUUGGUUAGGGGCUCUUUAGCUUGGGUUUCCUUUUUCGCAGUACAAAUAAAGAAGUUUCUAUAGUCUCUCGGAUCUACAAACUUUUGUAUUUCUUUGAAGUUAAAGUAAAAGUUUGUGUAGUAAGUAACUGUUAAAAGACGCCUAAACAAAGGUGACAGUAUUGAAUCUAGUUUGAUAAUCUUAUAUUGACUUUUUGUC